This is a messenger RNA of Rhipicephalus sanguineus (brown dog tick), 1170 nucleotides long. RefSeq names its product leucine-rich repeat and immunoglobulin-like domain-containing nogo receptor-interacting protein 4. The record is from RefSeq and is a predicted model, not a curated record. Gene Ontology annotation, cellular component: plasma membrane. Lineage: Eukaryota; Metazoa; Arthropoda; Arachnida; Ixodida; Ixodidae. The transcript is spliced from 3 exons. Bases 98 to 1126 code for a protein of 342 amino acids.
GAGGCUCAGUUCUUGCCGGAGGAGGUCUCCCCGCACGCCGUAACAGAAUCACAGUGCAAGCAGGGCGGGCUAGCUGCAGACACACAACUGUGCCGAAAUGAGACCGACAAGAGAAAAACAUUGCCUGGGCGUCACAGUGCUAUUGGCGGCUCUUGCCGCGGUCACAGUGGCGACGCCUUCGUGUCUGGACACGAGCAACCACUACUACGACGAACGGGAGUACACCUGCAAGGGAUUCACGAGCGCGUCGCACUUCCAGGAGCACAUCCCGCGAGACCUCUCUUAUCCGCGGCUCCGGUUCGUGCUUAAGGAGUGCCUCGUCGACUACAUUCCGGGCUCGGCUUUCGCCUCGGUGCCGGCGCUGUCCCUGGACCUGGACAACUGCAAGGCAAAGACUUUCUCCAAGCCGGGAGACAAUCCGUUCGACGGGCUCGAGGAGACCGUGUCCCGCAUAGGCUUCAUGCAUAACAGCACGCUGCCGGAGUCGUGGCAGCUGCUCAAGAACCUGAACCGGCUCAAGGAGAUAGCCUUCUACAUGAUGGCCGGCCUGGACCUGACGCGCGACUUCAACAACCUGCCGCAGAGCCUGAGGCGCGUGCUCAUCUUCCGCUCCAACAUAGCGCGCAUCGACGACAACUGGCUGUCGGGUCUGAGCAACCUGGAAGAAGUGUGGAUCCAGGAGAGCGACCUCAAGCACUUCCAGCGAUCCAUGAUGCCCCGGCCGGCACCCAAGCUGUGGCGCCUGCACUUGCAAGGUUGCGGACUGACUUCGCUGCCGAGGGACUUCAGCGACGACCUGCCAGCCAUGCGGCACCUGAGCGUCGAAGAGAACCUCAUCACCACCUUCGACGAACUGAGCCUCGAGCCACUCAGAAGGGACCGCACCUACGUCGGACUCUAUGGGAACCCGCUUCACUGCGACUGCCGCAUCAAGUUCCUGCUGAGCUACUCGGACAACUGGCGGUUCCCGGUGUGUGCCACGCCCGAGUUCCUCAAGGGACGCCGGAUCAACGAGCUGAGCGAGGACCUGCUCAACUGCUCGACCCCAUCGACCACGACGACCACUACGACCCCUGCCGCCGCCGUACCAGGAGGCUUCUUUCCAUUCUACAGCGACGACGUUUGAACACACUCACGGCGACGGCAUUCACAGGACACACCAGGGACGAG